AUGGCACCUCUAGUUUCUAAGCAAUGCCCCAACUCCACCACCCCUUCCACUUUUUUAUCAAAGCAGAUUCUUUCAACUCUCUCCCAAAGUCUAGGACUUUUGGUGCUCAUACUUGUAACAUCCCUUGAAGCCUUGUUUCUGCUCCAAAAAAGACCACCCAUUUUUCACUUCAUUAACCUCUCUUGCUAUACCAUCGUCUUCAUCCUCAAGCCUUACCUCUCCAAAAAGACUCAUAAAGUCUACUUGGUAGACUUCUCAUGUCUAAAACCACCAAGCUCCUGCAAAGUCCCCUUCUCCAAAUUCCUCAAGAACUCCUCCAUGAUUGAAGGUUUCGACAGUGAAAGCAUAUCUUUCAUGGCCAACAUCCUCACUUCUUCGGGCCAAAGCCAAGAGACCUAUCUCCCUCCAGCUUUACACCACAUUCCUCCCAAAACCCACCAACAUGAAUACAUCAAAGAAGUUCACAUGGUCCUUUUCCCCAUCAUGGAUGACCUUUUGGCCAAAACCAAACUCUCCCCUCAAGACAUUGACAUCCUAAUAGUAAAUUGUAGCGGUUUCAAUCCCUCUCCUUCUCUAGCCUCCAUUGUCAUUAACCACUACUCCAUGAGAACUGACAUCAAGAGCUUCAACCUCUCAGGAAUGGGAUGCAGCGCAGGCGCUCUGAGCAUUGAUCUGGCUCAAAAUCUCCUCCAAAUUCACAGGAACUCAUACGCCGUUGUUCUCAGCACAGAGAUUUUAUCGACAGGUUGGUAUGCCGGCCAUGAAAAACCCAAGUUGAUCCUCAACUGCCUCUUCAGAAUGGGCAGCGCAGCCAUUUUGCUCACAAACAAAAACCAAACAUCCAAAUCUCCAAAGUACGAACUGUUCAAAACACUCAGAACCCAGAAAGCCUGCGACGACAGAGCUUACCUCUCCACCAUUCGAGAAGAAGACUCCGACGGAAAACUCGGCGUCACCAUCAAACGUGAUCUACUACAAGUCGCCGGCGAGACGCUCCGAGAAAACGUCACCGUUUUGGGGUCGUCAAUCCUUCCAUUAUCUGAGAAAUUCUGGCACGGUGUUUCGAUAAUCAGGAAGAGAUUCUUAAACAAGUCUGAGGAGAUUUACGUUCCGAAUUUCAAGAGAGUGAUAGAGCAUUUUUGUCUGCCGGCGUCGGGGAGACCGGUGAUAAGGGAAAUCGGGAAAGGUUUGAAGCUUGGAGAUAGGGAAAUGGAGGCUGCUGUGAUGACGUUGCACAGGUUUGGGAACCAGUCGUCUUCUUCGUUGUGGUAUGAAUUGGCGUACUUGGAGGGAAAAGAGAGGGUGAAGAAAGGUGACAAGGUUUGGCAGCUUGGGAUGGGGACUGGGCCGAAGUGCACUAGUUUGGUUUGGAAGUGUAUAAGGCCCAUUGAGGGUGAGUCCAAGAAAGGCCCGUGGGCCGAUUGCAUCCAUCAGUAUCCAUUUGAAGCCCACGGUGAAGGAGCUAAUUAG
Molecule: messenger RNA, 1470 nt
Organism: Rosa chinensis
Lineage: Eukaryota; Viridiplantae; Streptophyta; Magnoliopsida; Rosales; Rosaceae
Product: 3-ketoacyl-CoA synthase 6
Exons: 1
Coding region: 1-1470 (489 amino acids)
Biological process (GO): fatty acid biosynthetic process
Cellular component (GO): membrane
Molecular function (GO): acyltransferase activity, transferring groups other than amino-acyl groups
Source: RefSeq, a predicted model, not a curated record